Teleopsis dalmanni is the source of this 582-nucleotide messenger RNA. RefSeq names its product keratin-associated protein 19-4-like. The transcript has 3 exons. Lineage: Eukaryota; Metazoa; Arthropoda; Insecta; Diptera; Diopsidae. Bases 133 to 468 code for a protein of 111 amino acids. The record is from RefSeq and is a predicted model, not a curated record.
AGAUCAGUUCUGAUCUGUAUUCCUACGUACUUAAGCCGUUUCUGCGAUUCUAUACGGAGAAGUGCUAAUUUUCUCAACCGAUUGUGUUAAUUUUGUAAACAAAUAAAGUGAAGAAUUUGACAAUCAUCAAAUAUGAUGAAAAUUUUUACAAUUCUGUGCAUUUUGGGGAUCUGUGUGUUUAAUGUAAAGGCAUUGCCAGCAACUGACUUAUCCGCCGAAAGUAAGCAAGAUGAUUUAAGUUUAGAAUCUAGUGACGCAGAAGAUCUAAAAGGUUCAGAAACAUUUGGUUUUGGUUAUUAUCCUGCUUACUAUGGCGGCUAUGGUGGUUACGGUAGGGGUUAUGGUGGAUAUGGCAGACGUUGGGGUUAUGGUUAUGGUGGAUAUGGUGGUUACGGUUAUGGAGGUUAUGGUGGAUAUGGCGGAUACGGUGGAUAUGGUGGUUAUCAUCGUCCACAUUACUGGGGAUAAAUUAUCGUCUAAACUCUGAUAUAAAUACCUGUAAUAAUAAUAUACAAAUAUUUAUAACAUAUUGAUAUAUAAACAAAAUAUAUGAGUGUUAGUUACUUGAUAUGCUUUUGGAUA